GCUAUUAUCUGAAAUUAGCGCCUGCGCAGAAAUUUCAGUUAAUUGUGGUUUUCGAACGAAAUGUUUCUUAGAUUUUAGUUUCAAUAAAUAUGUGGAUGACUGAAUUAAUUUAAAAUAUGCUAAAUUAUCAUAAACUAAAGACUUUAAUGUUUUGAGUGAAAUGUUAAAUGUGUCAUGUGUCCGUAUUCAGCAUAAGCAAACAUCAAACGAAGAAAAAGUGAGCCAAAGGACCACAAAAUAAAAUAUAGCUGUGGGUAUUUAAAACAUGGCAUUCAUCUUAGGCUGCUUGCUGGCAUAUAAUGGUUGAGAUAAAAUUAAAAUUUAAUGCUAUUUGGUAUAUAUUUUCACUUAUUUCUUCAAUGUCAACUGGUACACAAUCAGAUGUUAGCAAAAUGACACCAAUAAAAAACCAUUUUGGAGACUCUGGUCAAUCUCACUUUACUACAAAGAACAACACUCGAGUUAUAGCACAAAAGGGCGGAUUAGCUGUUCUACCCUGCGUAGUCAAAUUAAAUUCUCCAGCAACAGUUUCAUGGAUUCGUCGAAAGGACUUCCAAUUACUUACGGUUGGAUUAUCGACACACAGUAGUGAUAAGAGGUUCCUCGUAGAGCACACGCGUCACAUGGGACAUUGGUCUUUGAGAAUAAAAUCUGUUCGAGAAAAUGAUCGUGGAUUAUAUGAAUGCCAAUUAUCUAUUUACCCUACCGAAUCAAUAUUUGUCGAACUGAAAGUUGUGGAAGCGGUCGCAGAAAUCGUUGGAGCACCAGAUUUGCAUAUUGAUGAGGGAUCAUCUCUACGUUUGGAAUGUAGACUGAAAAAGGCAACGGAGAACCCUGCGUUUGUUUUUUGGUAUCAUAAUAAUAAAAUGGUUAACUAUGAUGCACAGGAAGGAUUUUCCGUUAGUUCUGUUACGGUUCCAGAUACCGCUAUUAAAAGCGUCAACAAGACCUUAGAAAACUCAAUGAUAAAUACGAGCAAAAGACCCAACUCUGAUCGCAUGGAAAAUAAAGAUAAGGAUUAUUAUACUGAAAAUAAUUCAGCAUUGGUAACCAAAUCAAUGUCAUCUCCAUAUUUACUAUCGCCUGCAUCUAGCAUUUUAACAUUGGAAGUGGUCCAUUUUCAUCAUGCCGGGAAUUAUACCUGCGCACCUUCCAAUGCCAGAUCUGUCAGCAUUACUGUACAUGUCCUGCGUGGUGAAAGUCCAGCAGCCAUGCAACAUGCCAAUCAUAGUACUCUAGAUAAUGACAACAAUAAUAACAGUAUAAGCAGACCAAGUUUUUCAAAUGGUGGAUCCUGUAUUAUCCUUACUCCAUUUGUUGUAACAGUACCGGAUAUGCAAAGAAAAUUUUACAACUCUAUCAUUUUUGCAUAUUUUGCAAAAAUAUUAGUUUACACCAUUAAAUCAGUUAUACUAUUGUUAAAUAAUUUAAAGCGUUAGAAGAAUAAAAAAACUUAUUCGUAAUUUAAUUUUAA
This is a messenger RNA of Ceratitis capitata (Mediterranean fruit fly), 1474 nucleotides long. RefSeq lists its product as uncharacterized. NCBI's taxonomy places the organism in Eukaryota, Metazoa, Arthropoda, Insecta, Diptera, Tephritidae. Gene Ontology annotation, cellular component: neuron projection membrane. The coding region runs from base 300 to 1439 and encodes 379 amino acids. Gene Ontology annotation, biological process: synapse organization. The transcript has 7 exons. The record is from RefSeq and is a predicted model, not a curated record.